GGCCCGGCCCCCUGCUCGCCCUCAGCCGCGGCGGGCGGGCUCCGCCCCGGGCGGCACCGCGGGUACCUGCGCGGCGCGGGGCGGCCGCGGGGUAGAGCGCGCCGGCGGCAGCGGUGGCGGCGGAGAGACCUGCGUACGCUUCUCCUGUCCGCGGCGGGAGCGGCCGGGCCAUGGUGCGUCGCGCCCGGCUGGCGCUGGUGGCGGCGGCGCUGGUGGCGCUGGGGGCGCCGCCGCCGCCGUGCGCGGGCGCCCGGGCGCUGGAGUGGUACACGGCGUGGGUGAGCACGUCCUACGUGGAGCCGCUUAGCAACCGCACGGUGAGCGGCCACACGGAGAGCGGCCGCUACGGCGACAGCUCGCCCAAGGAGAGCGCUAAGGGCCAUGUGGGCAUUCCCCGCGGCGCCUCGCCCCGCCACAUGGAGGGCUGCGCCGCCGACACCGACUACGACGUGCCGCUGCCUCCCGGUGGCCGCGGGGCCCGCGAGGGCGACCCACCGACCUGGAUCGCCCUGGUGGCCCGCGGCGGCUGCACCUUCAAGGACAAGGUCACUAACGCGGCGCGGAAGCGGGCGGCCGCCGUGGUCAUCUACAACGAGGCCCGCUUCGGCAACAGCACCGUCUCCAUGUCCCACCUGGGAACAGGAAAUACAGUGGUGAUAAUGGUUGGCUAUCCCAAAGGAAUAGAGAUAUUGGAGCCAGUACGAAGAGGGAUUCCAGUAACAAUGAGCAUUGUUGUUGGCACACGACAUGUGCAAGAAUACAUCAGUGGUCAAUCAGUCGUGUUUGUAGCCAUCGCCUUCAUCACCAUGAUGAUUAUAUCCCUUGCCUGGCUCAUAUUUUACUACAUACAGCGCUUCCUGUAUACGGGAUCACAGUUUGGAAACCAGGGACAUAGGAAAGAAACCAAAAGAGCCAUCAGCCAGCUUCAGCUGCAUACAGUGAAACGUGGAGAAAAGGGUUUAGAUGUUGAUGUGGAAAACUGUGCUGUGUGCAUUGAGAACUACAAACUGAAGGACACUGUCCGAAUUCUGCCAUGCAAGCACAUCUUCCAUAGAACAUGCAUUGAUCCUUGGCUUUUGGACCACCGAACUUGUCCAAUGUGUAAACUAGAUGUUAUCAAAGCUCUGGGAUACUGGCACCAGAAAAGAGAGAUGAAGACACAUGCGGGGGACCCUGAAGAUGUACUUGAAAUUCCAAUACCCGAAUCCAUAAGUGGCAGCGUUUCAGUCGGAAGUCUGAGCAUUGCUUUGCAAGACGAUGACAGAAACGAAGUAAGCGAAUUGUCAGCUUCCUCCACUAAUGAAUCUGUGUUGCAGUGCACCAGCUUGAAAGAGGACGCAGGGGAAACCACAGCAUUGCUCGAUGUGGAUGCCAGUAAUAACCGGCAUGGAGAACAUCUAUCUAAUGGAAAUUCCCACUGAACUGCUUCAUGGAAGAUAUCUUGAAUAGACUGUUGAAGAACUAUUAUUUUUUAUUUAAUUAGUAUGGACUUUUGUCUAGUGAACAGAAAAAAUAACAAUGUAAAUUAUUUUACCUUUCAAACUUUUCUAGCUGGUGUUCCAAAAGGGCUAAUAACUAAGAAUUUUGUACACAGGAGGAUUUUAUAAAAUCUCCUCUGGAUGUCUCAUCCUAAAAAAAAAAAAUGCAAUAACCCUUUUCCUGUAAGCAUUGUUGCAAUGUCAUUGUGUUCCAGAGGGCUGUAACAAAGAUGAAGACUAGGCAGUGAAAAUAAGGUAGAAUGUGUAACGGUUAAAUAUUUUGGAUGCACUAUUUACAUUCAGUAUGUACACAUGGAGAACACUUACAAGCUGCAACUAUUAAAAUGUUCUGAAAGUUCUGA
Prinia subflava (tawny-flanked prinia) is the source of this 1840-nucleotide messenger RNA. It is a transcript of the gene RNF149, whose product is annotated as ring finger protein 149. The coding region runs from base 171 to 1421 and encodes 416 amino acids. Lineage: Eukaryota; Metazoa; Chordata; Aves; Passeriformes; Cisticolidae. The record is from RefSeq and is a predicted model, not a curated record. The transcript has 8 exons.